This is a messenger RNA of Sceloporus undulatus (fence lizard), 1726 nucleotides long. RefSeq names its product caudal type homeobox 2 (gene CDX2). Lineage: Eukaryota; Metazoa; Chordata; Lepidosauria; Squamata; Phrynosomatidae. The record is from RefSeq and is a predicted model, not a curated record. Bases 260 to 1177 code for a protein of 305 amino acids. The transcript has 3 exons. Gene Ontology annotation, biological process: regulation of transcription by RNA polymerase II; anterior/posterior axis specification; cell differentiation. Gene Ontology annotation, molecular function: RNA polymerase II transcription regulatory region sequence-specific DNA binding; DNA-binding transcription factor activity, RNA polymerase II-specific. Gene Ontology annotation, cellular component: nucleus.
GGAGGAAGAGGAAGAAGAAGCGGAGGAGGAGGAGGAGGAGAAGAGGAGAAGAAGAAGAGGAGGAAGAAAAGAAGAAGGAAGAGGAAGAGGAAGGCUCGCCAAGGAGGGCCUGGGAGCCGAUCCCCCUCCGGAGCCUCUGAGCCAAGGCCUGGGGGCGACGGCCGGGAUCCCCCCCUGCUCCUGGGCCCAGCAUGCGGAGGAGCUCCGCCGGGGCCCCCCUCCUCGGCCUUGGCCCUCUGCUGCUGCCUCCGCCGCCGCCAUGUACGUGAGCUACCUGCUGGACAAGGAGGGGCCCUCCAUGUACCACCCUCCGGCCUCGGUCCGCCACUCCGGGGGGCUCAACCUGGCCGCCCAGAACUUCGUGCCGGGCCCCCAGUACCCCGAUUACGGGGCCUUCCACGUGGGGCCGGGGCUGGGGCUGGAGAACGCCCCGCCGGCCGCCUCCUCCUCCUCCUCGCCGGGAUCGCCUUGGCCCCCGGGGGCUUAUGGGGCGCCCCCCGGCCUCCGCGAGGAUUGGAACGGCUACGGCCAAGGCGCCCCCCUCCACGGAGCCCCGGGGGGCUUGGCCUACAGCCCUCUGCCAGGAGGGGACUACCCCCCGCCGCACCCCCACGCCCUCCCCUCCCCAGGGGCCCACGGAGGAGCCUGCGCCGGGGGGAUGCCCGCUUCUGCGGGGCUGAUCCAGACCCUGAACCCCCCGCCCCCGCCGCCGCCGCCCCCCGGCUCCGAGCCCCUCUCUCCCGGAGGGCAGCGGAGGCACCUCUGCGACUGGAUGAGGAAACCCACGCCGGGGGGAACCGGUAAGGAAGCAGCCACUGGGGAGGAAGUUAAAACCAGGACGAAAGACAAGUACCGUGUGGUCUACACAGAUCACCAGCGGUUGGAGCUGGAGAAGGAGUUUCACUACAGCCGCUACAUCACCAUUCGGAGGAAAGCUGAGCUGGCAGCUACUUUGGGAUUGUCAGAGAGACAGGUAAAAAUCUGGUUUCAGAACAGGCGGGCCAAAGAAAGGAAAAUCAACAAAAAGAAGAUGCAGCAAUCCCAGCCAGCUGGUGUGCACAGCGGCUCAGAACCCAUGAGUCCGGUCUCCUCUAUGCAGCCAGGGACCACUGGCUCAGGUCCCAAUGGAGGAGUGUUGGGCACUACAGGCUUAGUACCACCACCCUCUGCACAGUGACAGCAGUUGGAAGAAAAGACUGAGAUCUCCUGCACUCCUUAUUACAGAGGAGUUGCACACAUCCAUAUGCACACACCAGCCUAUGGUGGGAAAGGCUGCUGGCUUAUUGACAGUUGAUGCAGAGACACAUUGGUUCUCCUUCCCCAUCUGUGCACUAUGAUGGACUUUGCUAAGCAGUGCCACACUCCAGCUUGUGUGUAUUUUAUUUUUGCUGCACAAUUUGUACAAAAUAUACUGUGAAUGACUUGAGUUCUGUUAGGGCAGACGGAAGGGAGGGAGUUGAUUUUCCUUAAUUUGCUUCAUGUAAUAUUAUUAUUAUUACUAUUGUUCUUCAUGCUGCAAUAGAUACCACAUAACUGACACUUCUCUUCACAAUGAAAAUACAGCAUCUCAGGGAAUUUGGGCCUGGAUUGCCUUUUGAUGUAUGUUUGUUUGUUUUUCAGUUUGUAUUUUUUUUUAUUACAAAUGUUGUUGGGCUAAUGAUAAAUGUCUGAAUGGAAAAAGAGAAGAAACAGAAAGAAAGACAAAUUAAAAUGUAUUUGUUUUCUG